AUGAUCAGUCCACUUAUGCUAAUGCUCUUUGGAUGUCGCCAGGCUGUUUGGCGACCAGACUCUUCAAGUAGUGAUUUAGGCACAAUCACUAUGGAUGACUGGAUUCCCCUUCGUACAAAAUUUUCUUCUGCGGCUCGAAUCUUUGCGUUAAGACCGGCCCUCGAGGCCCUAUUAGUCAGGAUUUGCCUCCGUCCUGACAAUCUUGAGGAUACUGAUUCUCAAGAUCACCAACUUAUCAAUCUUGUGACUCGACUGUGUAUGAAAUCUACUCUGUUACCUGACACUGGUGGCUCCGAACUUGAUUAUUCAGGUCCUCCAGAAAAGCGUUUUGCAUCUGAUCCGUCAACACCUUUACUCACGGGCAGAACACGGCGGCAUGUUGACUAUGGUCCUUCUGAUUAUACAGGUUUCCAGCGAUAUGCUAAUCACCCAGAGCGCAAUUUUGGCCAUGGAUAUUUUGACGAAGCUAAUCGCGGAUCAUAUCAAAGGCCGCCCUAUUUUACACAAAGAGGUCGUGGGGACUUUUACCAAAAUCAUUCUGGUGGCUUUCAGAGAAGUUAUUCAAGUGCAGAUUCCAGUAGCGGUUGGUUCAAUAAUGAUAGCAGUUUUUGUCCUAAUUUCGGACGACCUUAUCACGGGCAGGGACUAUAUAGACAUCCUCCUCGAAAUUGGUAG
This is a messenger RNA of Protopolystoma xenopodis, 675 nucleotides long. The record is from the annotation of a GenBank genome assembly. Lineage: Eukaryota; Metazoa; Platyhelminthes; Monogenea; Polystomatidea; Polystomatidae.